This is a messenger RNA of Tripterygium wilfordii, 528 nucleotides long. RefSeq lists its product as uncharacterized. The coding region runs from base 1 to 528 and encodes 175 amino acids. Gene Ontology annotation, molecular function: ATP binding; protein kinase activity. Gene Ontology annotation, biological process: protein phosphorylation. The record is from RefSeq and is a predicted model, not a curated record. The transcript is spliced from 3 exons. Lineage: Eukaryota; Viridiplantae; Streptophyta; Magnoliopsida; Celastrales; Celastraceae.
AUGCAGGGAGUAAUUCAUAGGAAUGUUAAACCUGGAAACUUCCUUUUCUCUCGCAAGGCCAAUAAAGACUAUCUUAUUGAUUUUAACCUUGCCAUGGAGCUGCAUCAGAAGUAUGGGAUUUCUAGCAAACUAAAGGUGGGGAAUGCUCUAAGCUUUGAUCAGGUCACACUUCCCAACACAAAAACUGCAUCUCCUACAAAAACUACGAUUCUCCCAAGUGCUAAAUCAAGGCCUAUCAAUCCAGAGCCAACAAAAGGCUCCAGGUCAACCUUAGAACCCAAGAACCUGAAAAGGAAGGUUGUGGACCAAAGAAAGACCUCCCAUUUCUUCAGUGGCAGUAUUGUAAAUAGUCGGGGUCCAUAUGGUUCUGGGGUGACCUCUGUCAAGGAAGUGACAAGUACUAGAACUCCCUCAGCAGCGAGGCCAAGAGAACCUUUUCCUCGUCAAGGUAGGAAGGAGUUAAUCAGCCUGUUGCAGGAAACAAUGCAAAGUCAAGUCAUGAAGCAUCAUGCUUUUCAGCUCCUAUGA